GAAAAAGAACGAGUAUCCAUUCGAAGAAGUUUGGACCCUUUCUUAGUGCCCUUUUCUCUCUUCCUCUUUCGAAGAAGUACGUUCCCGAUCUCCCUUAGUCCACUCUCUUCCUCUCUAUCAAUCUCUGAAACUCAAACGAAGCUGAGCGUUCGUGUUUUUCUUCUGGUAGAUGUCAUAUUCUAGAGAAGGAAGGUCCCCGUCUCCCUCCCGCUCCAGAUCUCCCCCUAGGGGUCGCAGGUCAAGAUCACGGUCAAGGUCAAGGGACAGGAGUCGCUCUAGGAGCCGAGAUUCUGAAGAUGCAGGAAAUCCUGGAAACAACUUGUAUGUAACAGGCUUAUCAACAAGGGUCACGACCAGUGAUCUUGAGAAAUAUUUUAAUCGUGAAGGAAAGGUGAUGAUGGGUGUGGACUUUUCCACCUUUGAUAAUUGGUGGGUGAAGAUUUUUCUAUUCCAACAUUAUAAGGUCCUGGAAUGCCAUCUGGUUUCUGAUCCUCGUACAAGGGAAUCUCGGGGAUUUGCAUUUGUUACAAUGGAAACCGUUGAGGAUGCAGACCGCUGCAUCAAACAUCUAAACCGGUCUGUGCUUGAAGGUCGACUAAUCACUGUCCAAAAGGCAAAAAGGAAGCGUGGGAGGACACCGACACCGGGCCGAUACCAUGGUUUGAAGGACAAAAGAGGACGUGAUCGCAGACGGUCUCGUAGCUACUCCCCACAUAGACGCCAAGAAAGAGAUCAUUGGAGGGAUCGUAGAGAAAGAUCUCGCUCCCCAUAUGGGAGGAGGGGUGAGGAGUAUGACUCGCACAAGAGGCGCAGGGACCGUUCCUUGUCAGCUGGUAGUGAGAGAAAUCCUAGAGCAGGUUAAUCCGAUUCUGGAGUUGUUCUCAAGACCCACCCAUUUCUAUUAAUGUUUCAACAUUUGGAGUGGAUUAUAGCUGCAAGUCUGAAUUUCUUAUCUGUAUUUUCAUUUACCUUUAAAAAGGCUUUGUUUGUUUCCAUGUAAAAAGUGGGAAAAGAAAAUGUUUCUGUAAAAUAGGAUUUUCCACUGUCA
Messenger RNA from Macadamia integrifolia, 1048 nucleotides. RefSeq names its product serine/arginine-rich splicing factor SR45a-like. Gene Ontology annotation, cellular component: spliceosomal complex. Gene Ontology annotation, biological process: positive regulation of mRNA splicing, via spliceosome. The transcript has 8 exons. Lineage: Eukaryota; Viridiplantae; Streptophyta; Magnoliopsida; Proteales; Proteaceae. The record is from RefSeq and is a predicted model, not a curated record. Bases 170 to 862 code for a protein of 230 amino acids. Gene Ontology annotation, molecular function: RNA binding.